This is a messenger RNA of Purpureocillium lilacinum, 999 nucleotides long. RefSeq lists its product as uncharacterized. Gene Ontology annotation, molecular function: NAD binding; 3-hydroxyisobutyrate dehydrogenase activity; NADP binding. Gene Ontology annotation, biological process: L-valine catabolic process. Gene Ontology annotation, cellular component: mitochondrion. NCBI's taxonomy places the organism in Eukaryota, Fungi, Ascomycota, Sordariomycetes, Hypocreales, Ophiocordycipitaceae. The record is from RefSeq and is a predicted model, not a curated record.
AUGAGAGUCGCAGUAACACGCCUGGGCGGUCUCGCCCAGAGGAGGGGCUUUGCCAGCACGGCGCGCCGACUCGACACCUACGGCUUUGUCGGCCUCGGCCAGAUGGGCUACCAAAUGGCCAAGAACCUCCAGGCCAAGCUCAAGCCCACGGACAAGGUCACCAUCUUCGACAUUAACCCGGAGGCCAUGAAGGGCCUCGAGACGGAGAUGAAGGCUACGGGUAACGGCGCAGCCGUCGAGCUGGCAGCCAGCGCCUUUGACGCUUCCAAGGACGCUGACACGGUCAUCACGGUCCUCCCCGAGCCGCAGCACGUGCAGGGCGUCUACAAAUCGAUCCUGGCGGGAUCGCUCCCGAAAAAGGACCGCGUCUUCGUCGACUGCUCGACCAUCGACCCGUCGACGUCCCGGCAGGUGGCUGCGUCGGUCGCGUCCGCCGGGCAGGGCACGUUCGUGGACGCCCCCAUGUCGGGCGGCGUGGUGGGCGCGACGGCGGGCACGCUGACCUUCAUGCUGGGCGCGGACGAGGGCACGGUGCCGCGCGUGGAGCCCGUCCUGCUGCGGAUGGGACGCAAGGUGCUGCACUGCGGCGAGCAGGGCGCAGGCCUGUCGGCCAAGCUGGCCAACAACUACCUGCUGGCGCUCAACAACAUCGCGACAGCCGAGGCCAUGAACCUGGGGAUGCGGUGGGGGCUGGACCCCAAGAAGCUGGCGGGCGUCAUCAACGUGAGCACGGGUCGGUGCUGGCCCAGCGAGGUCAACAACCCGGUCCGGGGCGUCGUCGAGGCAGCGCCGGCCGGCAGGGACUACCGCGGCGGGUUCGGCAUCUCGCUCAUGAAGAAGGACCUGCGGCUGGCCAUGGUGGCGGCCGAGGAGGCGGGCGCGCGCAUGGCCCUGGCCGACACGGCGUACGGCGUGUACGAGGCGGCCGAGAAGCUCGACGAGUGCAAGGGGCGCGACUUUUCCGUCGUGUACCGGUAUCUGGGGGGCAAGGAGGAGUGA